AUGCUGGGGCCCGAGUCUCCGCCGGUCGUCGUCUGGUCUCGGCCGCCGUCCCUCCGCUCCAUCCGCAGCGGGAAACGCGUUCUUCCAGGACAGGUGAGUACUCACCAGGUAUCACUUUGUGAUCACCAAGAAGUGCAGUAUAUUUUGGUCGAGUAUUCGGUAUAACUCCGCUGAGUAGUACUUUUCUGCUCAUGUUAUAGUACAUUCUUGACGUCUCAAAACCCUCUUUUCCUCUCUUAUAAUGGCAGAGUCCCAAUUCAAGGCCAUGUCUCUACGAGGCACAGUUUCGACUGAUUUGGAACAAUGUCCUUUGUACCUCUCAGCAAAACUUAUUCAAAAUUAAAUGUUGCCGAGUUCAGAGUUUAUAUGAGUUCGAAUCCUGUCUCUUUUCAGACUCUUUUUGAGUUCUCUAAAAUUUGAAAAUUUUCUAACUUCGAAGACAAUACCUUUUUGAGUUCUGACAAACGCAAUUCGAAAAAAGUUUUGCAACGUUAACUACGAUACUUUGCAAAGUUGUUAGGACUCGCUAUAUUUGAACGCGUUCUUGUAUCAGAAAUCAUCGCCCAGUUGUUUCUAUCAUUUUCCGUAACAAGGCCACUUAAGUACGUGCUGGACGACCCAGACACUCUAUGCGUGCUUCCGUACUCGAUGCGGCUCCUCGGCUGCCUCCUCACGCUGCUGCUCAUCUGCUCCUUGGUCGCAGCCAUUCUCAACAGCCUCCAGGGCAACUCCUACGGUUCUGCCAGUUACUGCAAACUGCCGGAACAGCCAUUCCGCGCCGACGUCCUGUUAGUUCCUCUUCCUCAUCUAUCGAUGUUUCUCAAAUAAGCUGAUGGGGGUUAUCUCGAAGCAAGAUAUUCUUGGGGUAGAGUAGAGAGAAGGACGACUUCGUGCUGGCUUAAGGUUUAAGGGAAGAAUUAACUCUCAGAAGGUCUGUGAUAAUUUUAUUGAGACUGACUGCAGCCGAGAUCGAAAUAUUUCCUCUUAAACUUCUCAAAAAGGAAAUGAGAAGAAGCUCAAAGUCCUUGAUUCUUUUUCAAGUUUUUCCAUCGAGUUUGUUUUGCCUGACAGCUGAGAUUCAUCAAGGGAAUUCUCUUAUAAAAAGAGAGAAAAAAACCUUUUUCUCCCCAAAUCAAAAGUGACAUUUCAGUUUCAGAUGCCCGCAGGAAUCCAUGUUUUUCUACUAUGUAUGCUGCACAUCCGAAGACGGAAAGCCAUUGAAAUGCUGCCCCAAAAUUCGAAUUUGGCUACUGUAUGUUUCUUUCCAAAACUCAAAACACGAUGGCUUCGUUUGUAUGUGACGGUAUACCAAGAAAAAAAUAGGGACAAGGAAAAUCCAAUCUGAAUGAAAGAGAGCACGAGCAAAGCCAUUUUUUCGAACUAACUCUAGCUAACAUGAGCAACAACUAAUUGGCAGGCUUUCAAGGCUGGCGAUCGUGUGCGUGGCUUUGUCGUGUCUACUGAGCAUAGUCUACGCCUUCAUCCGGUACUUCUGCAAAUGCCACGCCCACAAACCGGUUCGGCUACAGUCCGACGUCUAA
This is a messenger RNA of Caenorhabditis auriculariae, 1541 nucleotides long. NCBI's taxonomy places the organism in Eukaryota, Metazoa, Nematoda, Chromadorea, Rhabditida, Rhabditidae. The record is from the annotation of a GenBank genome assembly.